AUGACUCCCGCCUGCUCUCUCAUCCAACCGCAGUGCGAGACGGCAGACUACUCGCUCGUCAUCGUCGGCGCUGGCCUCAUCGGCAGCGCAGCUGCCCGCCACGCGGCUCUCGGCGCGGCGCCGGGCUCGCGGAUCGCCCUCGUCGGACCGAGCGAGCCGCAGGGACGCCAGCCUGGCGAGUGGGGAGUGUUCGGCGCGCACCACGACGAGGGCCGCAUCACCCGCUGCACCGACCCGGACCCAACUUGGGCGCUCCUGGCUCAGCGCUCCAUCGACCGGUACGCCGAGAUCGAGGAGCAGAGCGGCGUGCAGUUCUUCUCCGAGGUCGGCCAUCUCGCCGUCGGCCCGGCCGGCGCGCCGUCGCUCGUUGCCCGCGCCGCCAACGCAGCGGCGCAGGGCGUGCCUCACGAGCUUCUCGACGCCGCCGCGCUGCGCGAGCGCUACCCGUACCUCUCCUUCCCGGCCGGCGCGGCGGGCGUCUGGGAGCCGCGGCGCAGCGGCCACAUCUCGGCGCGCAGGCUGGUUGCGGCGCAGAUUUCCGCGGCGCAGCGCUGCGUUCGGCCGGGCGUCGCCUUUGAGCGUGUCGACGAGUCAGCUGUGGCGGUGGAGGAGGCGGCGGCGAAGGCCGCCGCGGGGACGGAUCAGGCGACGGGCGAGGCGGAGGGCGAGGCGCCGGCGCCCUCGUACCGCGUCCUCCUGCGCGACGGCCGCGAGCUGCGCGCGGCCCGCGUGCUGCUCUGCUGCGGCGCCUUCACCAACGGUCCGAGCAGGCUGGUCCCGGCGCCGCUGCGCCUGAGCAACUUCACCACGCAGACAGUGCACUUCUCGCUCGGCGACAGCGACGCAGCCCGCCUCGAGGGGAUGCCGAGCGUGAUUGCAAAGUUCCCCACCUGGUGGGCCUACCUCCUGCCGCCGAUCCGGUACCCAGACGGACGGACCGUCCUCAAGCUCGGCGGCGCGAGGGUGGAGGAUGCGUCCGCCCCCGCCGCACGCCUGGACGCGGCGGACCGCACGCCUGGGCGGGGCGGCACGCGCCCGCUGCCGGAACCGAGCGACCUGCUGACGUGGUACCGUUCGGGCGGCGACGCGGCGGCCAGGUGUGAGAUGGAGGGGAUGCUGCAUGAGCUGGUGCCGGGGCUGCAACCGCUCGAGGUUCGCUCCGACGCAUGCGCGAACUGCCGCACCGAGACGGGCCUGCCCCUCGUCGGAAAGGUGCGUGGCCAGCUAUACGCGGCCGCGGGCGGCAACGGGCUCGCCGCAAAGUCGUCCGACGAGAUUGGGCGGCUGGCGGCACUUGCGGCGCUCGGAUCGCUCUGCUGCGGCGAAGGCGGUCUACAGCGGUGGCAGGAGCCGGAUUAUGAGAGUGAACUGCUCGCGAGGGAGCGGUUCGCGCCGUGUUGA
Messenger RNA from Emiliania huxleyi CCMP1516, 1401 nucleotides. RefSeq lists its product as hypothetical. The record is from RefSeq and is a predicted model, not a curated record. NCBI's taxonomy places the organism in Eukaryota, Haptophyta, Isochrysidales, Noelaerhabdaceae. Bases 1 to 1401 code for a protein of 466 amino acids. Gene Ontology annotation, molecular function: flavin adenine dinucleotide binding; sarcosine oxidase activity. The transcript has a single exon.